Molecule: messenger RNA, 13250 nt
Organism: Coregonus sp. 'balchen'
Lineage: Eukaryota; Metazoa; Chordata; Actinopteri; Salmoniformes; Salmonidae
Source: the annotation of a GenBank genome assembly
UCUCUCCCUCCAGAUCCGCACAUUAAGGUUUGUGGAAAGAGAGACAACGUGAGGGAAGCCAAAGACCGAAUCAUGUCAGUCCUCGACACAAAGGUGCGUAUGAAUGAUGGAAAGGUGUUUGUUUUGUUCUCAUGGCAACACCAACACUGACAUCCCUAAAUGAUCAACUAGAGGAUGGUAGUCAAAGAUGUAUCCAGUGAGUGUCUCUGGCUGUUAUUUCAUGUUCUUGGAAACCUUGGUUUACUACCUAAUUGGUUCCUUUUUAAUUUGAGUGGCUUGGUAACACACUGAGAAAUGGAGUGAUGGAGGCAAAGAGAGAUGGAUGGAGAGUAAGGGGCCCCGUGGAUCUCACUGAGGUGGCAGGGGUCCACCAUUUUAGAAAAUAACUCCCUUCCACAUCUCUUUCCCAGUCCAUUUUCCCUCUCUCUCACACCUUAUUUGGCUCACUCACUCCAUCUCCAACAGAGUUCAAAUGACAGGCUGCUCUCUCAGACGUGUGAUAUGAAUUGCCACCAAGAUGGCCAGUGCUUCCUUUCCUGAGUGUGUAUUGGCUUGGCAUGGUGCAUGUCCUGUCUCUAUGGCAACAAACAUCACAUCCCAAAAUGGGCACGCCAUAGCACCCCCUGUGGGCAGGUUUUAUCCUAACAAUCUAAACAAGUAUUUUCUCAGCACACGGUCAACACGGUUGCCUACAUAUUGCACCCCAAUGAGUUCAACAUUAAACAACCAUGAUUAGUCAGCAUUUUAUAUCAAUGGAUUUGUCUAAUUAAACUUUUUGAAACAUUUUAACAACAAGAACAUACUUUUAGGCUCAUCUGCUUUAGCUCUGUGUAAUUAGCCAUCUGAAAGGGUUUAUGUUUGAUAUGAUUGGUUAUAUUCCUCAUGCCUCUCUAAGUGGAGCUUCUCAUGGUGGACCCAUCUGCCUGGCAGUGGUGUCGGACCAGAGCCAAGGUGUUGGAUGAAGAGAUGCAUCCUAUUUUUCUUUGGCUUAUUAGCCGAGGAGCAUUCACAAUAUUGCCAUGGUUUACAGUCUUAUAUGUUGGUACAGAAUGUAAUAUUUAUGCAUGUUAGAUUUCUAUCAUAUCAUUCACUAAGUAUUAUUAAGUACAUUGUAUGGCAGGCCAUGCUUAAGAAGAGUGUCUCCCCCUCCUUCCUCUCCUCCAGCAGACUAACAGGGUAACCCUUAAGAUGGACGUGUCCCACACAGAGCACUCCCACGUCAUCGGCAAGGGAGGCAACAACAUUAAGAAGGUAAUGGAGGACACGGGCUGCCACAUCCACUUCCCCGACUCCAACCGCAACAACCAGGCGGAGAAGAGCAACCAGGUAUGGAGAGAUACACCACUGUACAUGUACAAUUAACAAUGUAUACUGGAUCUGAUAGACUGAAUACUAGUUAAUGUGCUACGCCAUCAUCAACCACAUUUGUGUGGGACUAUCAGAGGUUCUCUGUUUGCACAGGCUUUAUUCACCUUUAUUUACAAUUUUAACCACAUAUGGAACUGGUAUGUCCUCAUUUGAGUAUGUUCCAUUUGUUAGUUGCUAGAGUGGCUUUAAAUGGCCAUGUUGCAGAGAGCUUCUGUAAUUGGCUGUUUUGAUUGGCUGUGCCGUAGGAAGCCAGUGUGUUUGGGCUGGAUUGGAUAGACGAGCAGUUGGAAGCGGCUGUAAUUUCCAUUUACAUACACCUCUGGAGGAGGCAAGCUGCCAAUCUCUUUGCAUGUGCCAUGCAAUCACACAUACAUAACUUUGCAAGCUAUCCCUUACCUUAAACACCUUGUACCUCAAACCCAGUGUGUGUGCAUGCGUGUGUGUGAGGAGGAGGUGCUGACCCGAACCAGAUGUACUUUACAUUUUUGGGGUACCAGCUGGUCUCAAACACUGAGGCUUAAUUUGUUCAGAAGUGCUGAUUAAAGUUGGCAGAAGUUAUGGUUCUUUGGGUCAAAGCUAGCCUUACUCCAUUAUGGUGAGUUACCGAUGAAAAGCUUGAAAAGGAAGAGAAGGAGGACAGAGAUUACUGCUCCGCUGGCAGGAUAUCUAAUGAAGGCAUUUAUCUCUUUUUUAGAUUCCUGUCGCAAUUAUUUUAAUCGCAGGCACACAUUCAGGAUGUAAAGUGUUGAAAGGCAAUUUCAGAAAUUAAGGGUUGGGGUUUUUAAAUAUGGUAAACCACCAAACCAUCUUUCUCUGUAUGAUGUUAUUCUGAUUGAGUUUUGAUGAAAAACAUAACAUAAGCCAUGGAAAUUAGAAUGAUCGGACCAAAUGGAAAUACGAGAGAAGAGCUUUGGCUCUAAACUCUAAACCCCCCCCCCACCCCCCAAGUCUCUUUUUUCACUUCUGUCUCUCCAUCUGAACAGGUGUCCAUUGCAGGCCAGCCAGGAGGGGUAGAGGCAGCUCGCGCCAAAAUCAGGGUAAGUUGGAUGUAAUUUCUAUGGAGGUCUCUGAGGUCUGAACUAUAGAACUCGGAACAGGCUGUUAUUGUAAGCCUGUGUCACUACAGUCAUCCUUUAGUUGUCCUAUAACUGCAUGUGAUAGCUGUGGAACCUGUGAACUCAGAGGUAAUGCUCUGGCCGUAGCCCAUGUGGCAGAGAGGAAACAGUUCAAACCCAGCACACAGUGCGUCUGGCCUGGUAGAGUGUGCUCGACUCACCCAGAUUCAGCUCCAGCUCAGAGGAUGGUGGGCCAUUCCGCUCUUGUCAGCCUCUGCUGUCCAGACCUUCCUUGUGUUUCGCCGCCAUCACAAUUCUUCACACGCAUGUGCUUCCUUUCCAAGUGGACCAAGACAAAUAAGCUCAAUGAGAGAGAGGAGAGUAAGAGGGAGAGCGAGUAUAGCGCAAGAGUGCGAGCACACGUGAUUGUGUUUUUACAGGCAACAGGGAGCAACCCAGUUCAUGCAAUUCCUUGAUAAAAAGUUUACUAAUUGAAUUUCAAAGUAGCGUUUGAGCGUACCUUUGUUGAAGGAAGGGGUUUAUAAGAUAAGCUCUAAUAGCCACAUGAAUCCUCUCCUCCCAAAGUCAAACACCUAGCAGCCAUACUCCACUAGUCCACCCAAUCACUCAGCAACCCUCCAUCCAAACAGCAGCCCAGCUGCUGCCCACUACCCAAACCUGUACACUGUUCUUACUCAUACCACUUAGUACAACUACUCACACCUGUACCCUUUGGCCUAUUGCCUUCACACUGCCCAACCAUAUGACAUCUGUACAGCCACCCCACAUACAGUAUUAACACCUGCCCAGCUACCCUCAUUCCAAACGUCCAACAGCCCUCCACCCCUUCACCCAAAUUAAAGCCCUACUUUGCUUUGCACUGAUAUCCAUUUCUUUUUAUUUUUAUUUAACCAGGUAAGCCAGUUGAGAACAAGUUAUCAUUUACAACUGUGACCUGGCCAAGAUAAAGCAAAGCAGUGUGAUAAAAACAACAACACAGAGUUACGUAUAGGGUAAACAAAACAUAAAGUCAAAAAUACAACAGAAAAUAUAUAUACAGUGUGUGCGAAUGUAGUAAAUUAUGGAGGUAAGACAAUAAAUAGGCCAUAGUGCAAAAUAAUUACAAUUUCGUAUUAACACUGGAAUGAUAGAUGUGCAAAAGAUGAUGUGCAAAUAGAGAUACUGGGGUGCAAAUUAGCAAAAUAAAUAACAGUAUGGGGAUGAGGUAGUUGGAUGGGCUAAUUUCAGAAUGGCUGUGUGCAGGUGCAGUGAUCGGUAAGCUGCUCUGACAACUGACGCUUAAAGUUAGUGAGGGAGAUAAGAGUCUCCAGCUUCAGAGAUUUUUGCAGUUCAUUCCAGUCAUUGGCAGCAGAGAACUGGAAGGAAUGGCAGCCAAAGGAGGUGUUGGCUUUGGGGAUGACCAGUGAGAUAUACCUGCUGGAGCGCAGACUACGGGUGGGUGUUGCUAUGGUGACCAGUGAGCUAAGAUAAGAUGGGGAUUUGCCUAGCAGUGAUUUAUAGAUGACCUGGAGCCAGUGGGUUUGGCGACUAAUAUGUAGUGAGGGCCAGCCAACAAGAGCGUACAGGUCACAAUGGUGGGUAGUAUAUGGGGCUUUGGUGACAAAACGGAUGGCACUGUGAUAGACUACAUCCAAUUUGCUGAGUAGAGUGUUGGAGGCUAUUUUGUAAAUGACAUCGCCGAAGUCAAGAAUCGGUAAGAUAGUCAGUUUUACGAGGGCAUGUUUGGCAGCAUGAGUGAAGGAGGCUUUGUUGCGAAAUAGGAAGCUAAUUCUAGAUCUAACUUUUGAUUGGAGAUGCUUAAUGUGAGUCUGGAAGGAGAGUUUACAGUCUAACCAGACACCUAGGUAUUUGUAGUUGUCCACAUACUCUGGGUCAGACCCGCCGAGAGUAGUGAUUCUAGUCGGGUGGGCGGGUGCAAGCAGCGUUCGGUUGAAGAGCAUGCAUUUAGUUUUACUAGUGUUUAAGAGCAUUUGGAGGCUACGGAAGGAGUGUUGUAUGGCGUUGAAGCUCGUUUGGAGGUUUGUUAACAUAGUGUCCAAUGAAGGGCCAGAUGUAUACAAAAUGGUGUCGUCCGCAUAGAGGUGGAUCUGAGCGUCACCAGCAGAAAGAGCGACAUCAUUGAUAUAUACAGAGAAUAGAGUUGGCCCGAGAAUUGAACCCUGUGGCGCCCCCAUAGAGACUGCCAGAGGUCCAGACAACAGGCCCUCUGAUUUGACACAUUGAACUCUAUCUGAGAAGUAAUUGGUGAACCAGGCGAGGCAGUCAUUUGAGAAACCAAGGCUAUUUAGUCUGCCAAUAAGAAUGCGGUGGUUGACAGAGUCGAAAGCCUUGGCCAGGUCGAUGUUGGCUGCCAUAAAAGAUGAAUGAAAAGGAACAGGUCAAUGUCAGUUGCCACUUUGAUAUACACUCGCCUCUAGCAGCAGGGAUUAUAGGUAGAGUUGACCUUUCAUAGUUUCAUUUGUUUGCUCCAGAUCUGCUCUUUACUGUUUGGGUUAACAAUACAUGGUCCUGGGUGGCCUCAUCCGUCUCUGCCUGUUACCAAAACAAUGAUUGGAUGGGUUUUACCUUCGCUGUAGUGCAGAUAUGGUAAAUCCCUUGUUUGUGCUAGAUCUUUGUUCUUAGAGCUGUUUUGAAGGGAAGGCUAAAGUUGAGUUGUACCGCGUCCCUUGAAGACUUGGUGUAUGAUGAAUGUUUUAGUCUGUAGCUUUGUCCCAGAUUUAUGUAGUCGUUAUACAGUCUUUAUACAAUAUUUGCCUUUCUGCCCUUGUGUCUGCAGAACUCACGCACACCUUCAGAUUGAAUAAAUAUGAAGCUUAAAGUUGCCAGGAAGACCUGCUUUAAAAAGCUUAUGUCAGCUAUGUCUGAGCCAUUCUUCAUUCAGAGCCUGGUCGGGACUGUACUGUUUGUCCUCGCUGCGUUUCCCUACUCACUGACAUAAAUAUCUCUGCCUUUACAGUGGAACCCCUGAAAUGUGAUCUAAAAGUAGGCCCAGAAACAUAUGGGAUUAAUCAUGGGAUCAUUUCUUUGGUCAGUGUAAUUCAUGCUGUUUGCCAUUCUCUGGCAGCCUAAGCUAUGGCACACUGCCCAAGAAGGAGUGUUUGGAUAAGUGUGUGUGUGCGUGCACGUACAGAAGUAGACAUAAGCGUAUGUAUGAACUUUUCAGCAAAAUCUGGCCUCCGUCUACUCUAGGCUGUUUGAAUAAUUGCUGUGAUUUGAGUGAUGGGGUCCACUUUUAGUCAGAUCUCUGUUCUCUUUGAUGGCGUGACUUGAUGGAUGAUUUAGUGACUUUACCUUAACAUUUACAGUCUGAGUAUCAACAGACAGUCUAGGAGCAGACAUGAUCUGCUACUACAGCAUUUUACUGUAUGUUUAAUCGGCUCCUAAUGGAAGUGUGCUGUAGCAUGGGCCUGAUGAAGGGCGUAACGCGUUAGGUCCCUACUGAGUACUGGCACAGUUGAACCCAUUGUGAUAGACACCAGGGGUUUUAUUGAGUUAAAACAUUUCUAUGCUAUGUUUGGCCACACCCAGCUGAAGUGGGCAUGUUUUGUCUGUGUAGAUGUGCACAUGCCUACACUAUGUUAAGAGAUUUCUCUCAACGUACAGUACCAGUGAGAAUUUUGGACACACCUACUUAUUCAAGGGUUUUUCUUUAUUUUUACAAUUUUCUACAUUGUAGAAUAAUAGUGAAGACAUUAAAACUAUGAAAUAACACAUGUAGUAACCAAAAAAGUGUUAAACAAAUGAAAAUAUAUUUAAGAUUUUAGAUUCUUCAAAGUAGCCACCCUUUGCCUUGUUGACACCUUUGCACACUCUUGGCAUUCUCUCAACCAGCUUCAUGAGGAAUGCUUUUCCAACAAUCUUGAUGGAGUUCCCACAUAUACUGAGCACUUGUUGGAUGAUUGUGGACUACAGGAAAAAGAAGAGGGCCGAGCACGCCCCCAUUCUCAUCGAUGGGGCUGUAGUGGAGGAGGUUUAGAGCUUCAAGUUCCUUGGUGUCCACAUCACCAACAAACUAUCAUGUUCCAAGCACACCAAGACAGUCAUGAAGAGGGCACGACAAAACCUAUUCCCCCUCAGGAGACUGAAAAGAUUUGGCAUGGGUCCUCAGAUCCUCAAAAGGUUCUACAGCUGCACCAUCGAGAGCAUCCUGACUGGUUGCAUCACUGCCUGGUAUGGCAACUGCUCGGCCUCUGACCGCAAGGCCUGCCAUCUAGGACCUCUAUACCAGGCGGUGUCAGACGAAGGCCUUAAAAAUUGUCAGUCUCCAGCCACCCUAGUCAUAGACUGUUCUCUCUGCUACCGCACGUCAAGCAGUACCAGAGCGCCAAGUCUAGGUCCAAGACGCUUCUACCCCCAAGCCAUAAGUCUCCUAAACAUCUAAUCAAAUGGCUACCCAGACUAUUUGCACUUUUUUUUAUGCUGCUGCUACUCUCUGUUUAUUAUAGAUGCAUAGUCACUUUAAUAACUCUACCUACAUGUCCAUAUGACCUCAAUUACCUCGACUAACCGGUGCCCCCGCACAUUGACUCAGGGCCGGUACCCCCUGUAUAUAGCCUCGCUAUUGUUAUUUUACUAUUGUUAUUUUACUGCUGCUCUUUAAUUUUUUUUUUUUUUUUAUGGUAUUCUUUCUUAAAACUGCAUUCUUGGUUAAGUAAGCAUUUCACUGUUGUAUUCGGCGCAUGUGACAAAUAAAAUUUGAUUUGAUUUCCUUCACUCUGCAGUCCAACUCAUCCCAAACCAUCCCAAUUGGGUUGAGGUCGGGUGAUUGUGGAGGCCAGGUCAUCUGAUGCAGCACUCCAUCACUCUCCUUCUUGGUCAAAUAGCCCUUACACAGCCUGGAGGUGUGUUUUGGAUCAUUGUCCUGUUGAAAAACAAAUGAUGGUCCCACUAAGCACAAACCAGAUGGGAUGGCGUAUCGGCCAUGCUGGUUAAGUGUGCCUUGAAUUCUAAAUAAAUCACUGACAGUGUCACCAGCAAAGCACCAUCACACCACCUCCUCCAUGCUUCAUGGUGGGAACCACACAUGCAGAGAUCAUACGUUCACCUACUCUGCGUCUCACAAAGACACGGCAGUUGGAACCAAAAAUCUCAAAUUUGGACUCAUCAGACCAAAGGACAGAUUUCUACCGGUCUAAUGUCCAUUGCUCGUGUUUCUUGGCCCAAGCAAAUCUCUUCUUAUUGGUGUCCUUUAGUAGUGGUUUCUUUGCAGAAAUUCGACCAUGAAGGCCUGAUUCACGCAGUCUCCUCUGAACAGCUGAUGUUGAUGUGUCUGUUACUUGAACUCUGUGAAUCAUUUAUUUGGGCUGCAAUCUGAGGUGCAGUUAACUCUAAUUAACUUAUCCUCCGCAGCAGAGGUAACUCUGGGUCUUCCUUUCCUGUGGCGGUCUGAGAGCCUGUUUCAUCAUAGCGCUUGAUGGUGUUUGCAACUGCACUUGAAGAAACUUUCAAAGUUCUUGUAAUGUUCCGUAUUGACUGACCUUCAUGUCUUAAAGUAAAGAUGGACUGUCAUUUCUCUAUGCUUAAUUGAGCUGUUCUUGCCAUAAUAUGGACUUGGUAUUUUACCAAAUAUGGUUAUCUUCUGUAUACCACCCCUACCUUGUCACAACACAACUGAUUGGCUCAAACGCAUUAAGAAGGAAAUAAAUUCCACAAAUGUACUUUUAACAAGGCACACCUGUUAUUUGAAAUGCAUUCUGAAGCUGGUUGAGAGAAGCUGGUUGAGAGAAUGCCAAGACUGCAAAGCUGUCAUCAAGGCAAAGGGUGGCUACUUUGAAGAAUCUCCAAUAUAAAAUAUAUUUUGAUUUGUUUAACACUUUUUUGGCUACUACAUGAUUCCAUAUGUGUUAUUUCAUAGUUUUGAUGUCUUCUCUAUUUUUCUACAAUGUAGAAAAUAGUAAAAAUAUAGAAAAACCCUGGAAUGAGUAGGUGUGUCCAAACCUUUGACUGGUACUGUAUGUUUUCACUCUUAUGUUUUUACUGUUUCACUAUUAAAAUGGACUCUGUUACAUACUACAGGGCAUUUGUAUAAAGUUUGCAAAAGAAUAGUAUGAUGAUGGUAAUAGCAAGAUAAUAACUGUAUGCACGUCUUGCUCUCUCUCUCUACCUCCCUCUUCAUAACUCUAUCUCAUAAUCUUUAUCUUUGUCUAUUCAUCUUUAUCUCUCUCAGGAGCUGCUCCCUCUGGUUUUGUUGUUUGAGUUGCCGGCCAUCGUGCAGCCUGACCCAGGCUCCCCCACAGUGCAGCACAUCUCCCAGACCUACAACCUCACAGUAUCCUUCAAGCCCCCCACACGUCUCUACGGGACCACCGGAGUGGUCCGCGGCUCCCAGAACAACUCUAGUGCCGUCAAGGUGAGGCCUAGCAACACCCCACACAUCUACCCACCAACACACCACAGUACUUACAGAAUAGCAGGGGUUGGGGCUUUGUGGUUAGAGAAGUGGACUGCUGUGACCAGAGGGUUGCUUGGUCAGCUCCCUAGUGGGAAUUACAGUAUUGUUGCUUUUAAAACCAAGCGCUGUUCUCUAACCCAUGAGCAAGUAAAUCUCCCUCCUGAGUAAAUGUCUAAUAUAAGUCGUCUAGAGCGCUCUCUUCCUCUCCCCUUCCUCCACCCUGGGCCUCAGAGCUGCGGCUGGUGCCUAGAGCCUUACUUACCAUUCAAUCCAACAUCCCUGGACCCCCCACCCACCUACCACUGACCCACCCUCACUAUGGCCUUCAGUACAACCCAGCCUAGGGGGAGUUGAGUUAGUGGACUGGUAGAGGGUUCAUUUUGACUUGGGAUGCUGGCCAGAUCGGGUCUGGGGUUUUGGGGGAGUAUGCUAUGUGGUUGGAGACCUUGCUCUGUAAAAGGGGUCUGCCAAAACCACUGUGGAUUGCUGUGCUAGCCUCAGUGGCUGAAGGCUGGAAUUCCAUUGGAAGGCCUUCCAAUUCCUCUAGUGAUUGUUUGCAGAGGCAGAGGAGGCAGGGAAUCUGACAAUUCUGUUGGCUGCCAGGUGAAAUGGAAAAACAGUGGUUUACUUUGGUGUAAACUAUGGUUUAAAUGUUGUUUCACAAGCUCAAAUAAAUAUUGCUCUUGGGAGAAGCAAACAGGGUGGACACUUUUCAUUGGUUUUUCUUCCUGCUCCUCUGCCACAUUUGGAUGUGCAAAAUUAAUCUAAUUUUAGCUGUGUUUUUUCUUUGCGACAGAGGGUAUCUUUAGUAGAAAGUGCUGUCCACACAGUCACUCACUCACCUUCGCUAGCUCCUUUGAGCAUUUGUCCACACACUGUAAGAAAACAAAAUCCUAGUCAAAAUAUUACUAGAUGCUUCAGAUUUAUUGAUUGAAUUGAUAGAUUUGUGAUUUUCUUCUCAUCCCAGAGGGGCACUGCUAUGCUGCUGGAGCACCUGGCGGGAAGCCUGGCCAGUGCCAUCUCAGUCAGUACCCACCUGGACAUCGCCCCUCAGCACCACCUCUUCAUGAUGGGCCGUAACGGCAGCAACAUCAAACACAUCACCCAGAGAACAGGAGCCCAGAUCCACUUCCCCGACCCAAACAGCCCCCAGAAGAAAUCUACUGUCUACAUCCAGGGCACCAUCGAGUCUGUCUGCCUGGCGCGCCAGUACCUCAUGGUAUGUGUCCAUGCAUGGUUUGUAUAGAUUAGAAUAAUUGCCUUGUUUCUGUUGGAAAAUUACCCUGCACAUGGAUUUCUGUUGAUUUAAACCACAGUUUUAUUGUGUUUUGUCUCUGACCAAGGCACUUUAUCAGCUAUGUGGGUUGCAAAUGUGUAAAAUGUUGGUCAUUUAAUUGUCUUUGGGUAAAAACUUUUGCUGAGCAAGACGUCAAAGACAUUACAUUUAAACUUAUUGGCAUCCUGCUUAAACGUUAUGUCAACGUCUGGGUGAAGUGGUGAAACGGAAUCAGGCGCAGGUCACAGAACUGAGAAAAUGAAUGGAUUUACUAAACAAAAGUAAACCAUAACAAACCCUCCACGCAGGGAAGAGCAGAACAACAGCUCACCAAACGACGUAAAACAACGGACAAUCACACACAAACUCAGGAGGGAAAACAGAGGUAAUUAUAGGGACACAAAUAAGCAUAAUGGGUAACAGGUGUGAUUAAUAAAGACAAGACUAGUGUAACACAGAAACAUCGAUCGGUGGCAGCUAGUACUCCGGUGACAACGAACGCCGAAGCCUGCCCGAGCAAGGAGGAGGGGCAGCCUCGGCUGUAUUCGUGACACGUUAACCAUAAUAUAGAGCAGUUAUGCUAGCCAGUGUUGGCGUUCUUUGUCUGUGGCGUCAUUCUUACCCAAAGACUAUUGAAGAAUGUAGAAGUCGUUUUGUAAACAUAACUUUUCUCUGUCUGGAAGUGGGACACACAAGAAGAGGCCCCUUUGGUCUGCCUUGGGAGAACCGAGGCAUUUGACAAGGAGAUGAGCCUCCCCCACAGAGAGCCAUCUUUAGACCAUCUCUCAGACUGUAAAUUACAGCUCCGGCCCCUGCCUGUCACCACCAGCUUGGCCCAAACUGAUUUUAAUUACACGCAAUGGGAAGGCCUCUAUCGCCCAGCUGAAUAUAAAGUAGGAAGGAGUUCGUGGUGGGAUCAUGCAAAACAGGCUGUGUUGGUCAAUUGUUUUGGAAUUUCCCAAGUAAUGUUGUAUUUCAACUGAGCCUUCUCUCAACCCUUUACACUUGUGGGAAUUGGCCUAUAUGGUGGAUAGGGCCAAAUGUAAAUGUUUCAAACAGAAUAAAUAUGAGAAGCAUAUGCAUAACCAUGGUAGCAAUUGAAAGGGGAACACUUUGGAUAUUAAUGGAAAAUUAUUAGACCAAAUGUGAGGAUACAACAUUUCACCUGACACAAGACUGAUUCCAAAUAUUACACUGGAAGACUGAUUCCAAACAUUACACUGGAUUUUUUGUGCAUUUUACAUUUACUGUACUUUUUGUACGCAUUUCUCAAUAAGGAAAUCAGAAAAUACUCUGGAUACAUUUAGUAACAAAAUAAAUAAUAUUGGUGGAAAUUGUGGGGUAGGUGCAACAUAAGAACAAUUUUUUUUAAAGGGUUUGAGUGAGAGGCCUAACUGGUAUCUCCAAGUCACCACAUACCUCUCCAAAGUGUGCGCAAUUUGUUUGCAGUACAGCCCUGCAUCCCCACCAUCACACAAUUACUGUUAUUGUUUAUGCAAUCCAAAAACAUUCCAUAGCAUCAAUGCCUUCCUCUUGCAAGAACUGCUGACACACUCCAGCCACAUGAGGUCUAGCAUUGUCUUGCAUUAGGAGGACGUCGGGCCCUCAUACCACCCUCAUGGAGUCUGUUUCUGACCGUUUGAGCAGACACAUGCACAUUUGUGGCCUGCUGGAGGUCAUUUUGCAGGGCUCUGGCAGUGCUCCUCCUGCUCCUCCUUGCACAAAGGCGGAGGUAGCAGUCCUGCUGCUGGGUUGUUGCCCUCCUACGGCCUCCUCCACUUCUCCUGAUGUACUGGCCUGUCUCCUGGUAGCGCCUCCAUGCUCUGGACACUACGCUGACAGACACAGCAAACCUUCUUGCCACAGCUCGCAUUGAUGUGCCAUCCUGGAUGAGCUGCACUACCUGAGCCACUUGUGUGGGUUGUAGACUCCGUCUCAUGCUACCACUAGAGUGAAAGCACCACCAGCAUUCAAAAGUGACCAAAACAUCAGCCAGGAAGCAUAGGAACUGAGAAGUGGUCUGUGGUCACCACCUGCAAAACCAAUCCUUUAUUGGGGGUGUCUUGCUAAUUGCCUAUAAUUUCCACCUGUUGUCUAUUCCAUUUGCACAACAGCAUGUGAAAUGUAUUGUCAAUCAGUGUUGCUUCCUAAGUGGACAGUUUGAUUUCACAGAAGUGUAAUUGACUUGGAGUUACAUUGUGUUGUUUAAGUGUUCCCUUUAUUUUUUUGAGCAGUGUAAGUCGCAGUCGGGAUCAGGUGGGCAUCAUUUGAAAGCUUAUUAUAUUGCCAACAUGACUAGCUAAGUUAUAAAAUACAAUCUUAGUGUUAGGCUUUCACAAGGCACUUUAGGGAAACGGUUGGUAAUUUUGGUGUGCAUAUUAUGGAUUCAUGAGUGCAUUCAGGUGCAUGUUCCGCAGCUAAUUUUCACAGUACAAUAAACAUAAGCUCAUUCUGUUCAGAACAACCCAGAGUAUGACGCCAUGUCAUCCUUGCAACUGUACAUCAAACAUAGCGAUCACAAAUGUUAAUCCUGUAAAUGACGUGAGUUUCAUCAUAUGGAAAUGUGAAGUGCAGAUUUGGACUCAAGGGUGUGUGGUUUGCUUAUAUGACAUCAAAGCGGUAUUUAUUAUAAUCCUCAAUGUCUCGUCUUUCAGAAAACAUCGAGUCCUCCUUCUCAGACAACAAAAAAAUAUUGCUGUGGGGGCAUCUUCUUGUUGUGCUUGGUGCUCAUGCUUAGAGUGUCUGUCAGUUGAAUCCCAUACAGCGCUGUAAAGUGGAGACCCUGAGCUCUGACAUCAUGUAUAGCAUGUUAAUUACUGUACAGCCACUGCGUUCCAAUUUAGUCGCUUAUCAGUGACCAAAUCUGCUAUUUUCAACCACUAUUUGGGUUGUGGGGCUACUUUAAAUGUCAGGUCAUUUAAAUGUCUGGUCAGGAAAAACUCUGCCCCACAGUGAUAGUUCUGUAACAAGGGUCUGUUUCAUGGGAUGUGAUGUGUGUGUUCCACAGGGCUGCCUGCCGCUGGUGCUGAUGUUUGACAUUAAAGAGGACAUCGAGGUGGAGCCACAGUGUAUCACAGCUCUGAUGGAGCAGCUGGAUGUCUUCAUCAGCAUCAAGCCCAAACCAAAGCAGCCCAGCAAG